This is a messenger RNA of Patiria miniata (bat star), 1473 nucleotides long. RefSeq names its product protein FAM8A1-like. The coding region runs from base 1 to 1047 and encodes 348 amino acids. NCBI's taxonomy places the organism in Eukaryota, Metazoa, Echinodermata, Asteroidea, Valvatida, Asterinidae. The record is from RefSeq and is a predicted model, not a curated record. The transcript has 5 exons.
AUGGAAGAAAAGGAACCUGCAGUGGUCAGAAGAAAGACAAAGGGAUCUGACAGUGUGGAGAACAACCCUGCCGACGGACAGACAGAGACAGUCCCCAACAAAGAAGAAAAUCACAAAACAAGUUCGAAGGAGUACACCGAAUCUGUCUCGCAGUGGUUGAUGCAGUACCGCACGCACCAAUGGAUGCACUACUGUUCGCAACAUGCCCUCAUGAUGGCGCCCUACUUCUUUGGUUCCCCGUUUCCACCAGUAAACACACCCAAUGGAUCUCCCUCAAGUCCGUUUGGAGUGCCGCCCCCAGCAAGUGGGCCUGCUGACCACGCCCCCUUUUUCCAGCAGCAGCAAAACGGACAGCAGCAGCCGCAGGUGCAAGUUCCGGGACAGUUUCCAUUUACGUUUCCGCAACCGCCGAUGAUUGAUACUCCAGUACAGCCACCGCAACAGCAAACAGCACAGCCACACAUCCCGCAACUCACAGUGAGUGAAUUCACCCUGCCAUCUCUCUACCGACGCAUAUUUGCCGAAAUCAUCGAUUUCAUCUUGCUGUUUGUCAUGAAAUUUGGCGUCACUCUCUUCGUCAUAGAAUACAUGGGGAUUGUCGAUCCCAGUAGCUUCAUGAUGCGGUUUCUUAUUGAGGAGAUUGAUGAAGAUUCCACGUUUGAAGACCUCCAGCAAAUGCUGCUUUUUGCCUUGAUAUACCGAGUGGUCGUCUGUACAUAUGAGACGUUUUUCCUGCGUCACGGCCUGGGCACGAGGGUGGGUGGGGCCACCCCUGGCAAGUACUGCAUGGGUCUGCGCGUGGUGUCAUGUGACCGAGUCCAGACCCUCGGCGGCAACAGAGUCCUCGUGACGAGUCCGGAGGACCUGACCUAUUUACAAGCAUUCCUGCGAGCCGUCAUCAAGAACUUCUCCAUGGCCUUUUUCUUCCCAGCAUGCAUCACUGUAUUCUUCAACCCUCACUUCCGUGCCGCGUACGACAUUCUCACGCGGAGCGUGGUCGUCUCCGUUCCUAAUUGGGCAGAGAGGCUCCGUCCGCAGAAUAGGUAGUGGAACUGGACAGGGCGGCCCAUUUAAGAAUACAUGUACUAAAUUGUUAUAUUAUAGUUGUCCUCUGUGAGGAUUUAUGGAAAUUUAUCUCGCACAUUGUGUCUAGUUACUAAAUUGUGUUGGAACCCGGGUUCAAAUCCCCCCGGGCACAUUGUGAAUUUGGUUGAUUGAGUUGUUAAUAUCUAUACAUGUACUUGUGUUGGUUUUCUCAAAAUUAAAUAAAAUUCUCAUUUCCUUCAAUGUCUUGUUUGACAGUAAAUUUUAUAGUUCUCUUGAAAAUAAGCACAUUUAAAUUUCAAGAAUAAGUCAAACUUUUGUUGGGGGGAUCGUAUUCAAAUGUGUGAUCUGUUCAAUCAAGCGUAAUGUUCUUUACAUUGUAAAUACAAAAUGAAGAAUUGGUUUAUUAAGAAUAUUUUAUUUCUAACA